Molecule: messenger RNA, 4127 nt
Organism: Austrofundulus limnaeus
Lineage: Eukaryota; Metazoa; Chordata; Actinopteri; Cyprinodontiformes; Rivulidae
Product: probable E3 ubiquitin-protein ligase TRIM8
Exons: 6
Coding region: 1862-3553 (563 amino acids)
Molecular function (GO): zinc ion binding
Source: RefSeq, a predicted model, not a curated record
GUGUGUGUGUGUGUGUGUGUGUGUGUGUGUGUGUGUGUGUGUGUGUGUGUGUGUGUGUGUGUGUCAGCCUUAGAGGAAGAGUCAAUUUUUCUGUUGCAAGUUGUCACUCGCUUUCAAAACGGCACAGCGUGUUUUGUCUUGUUCUCUAAAUAUUUAAGCCAACCAUUAGGCUUUUCAUUAUAAUUAAUGUGACUACUUUCACUAUCACAUCCUAAUUUUUUUUUUAAAAAAAGUAUACAAUUUAAUAACAGCUUUAAGAUUUUGUUCAUUUACAAAAGGUUUUCCUGAACUAUGUCACAUAAUAGUUUGAAGGGAGUGUACGCUGGUAGUUUACAGAGGCAUUUCUGAAAUGCAGGUACGCACUCAAUGUAAACAAAGCCCUUUCAUCGGGCCUAUCCGACAAAUCUGGGCRUAAACAUGUACUAAUCUGUCAGAAUUGUUUGCCUUUUCCUCUCCGAAGGACGCUUCUGUGAAUGCAUUUCUGACCCAUUUUGCAGUCACUUUUUCAACUGUUAUCCAGUAAUUACCAUUUUCCUUACAGAAAAUUCACUGUAAAACUAACAGUGGUAAUAACUGCUGCUGUUACCUAGUAGAUAGAGGGGAAAAAAAGAGAUGAAAACAGCUGAAGUUUUAAAAUGAGCACUAUGGUACUGAGGAAACACAUGACCAAAAAAUAAAUAUGUUAUUUUAUACAUAUUCUGACUCGCAGCAGCAUAAUGUUUUCUUAAAAUGCAUUGUAUUUACUGUAAGRUUAUGAUGACAGCUURUACACUGUAGUUCUGUUGUGAAUAYAGUAAUUUAGCUGUGAAAACUAACUUACAGGACACUGAUUUAACAGUAAAGAACUGUUAACUCCAAAAAUGAUUUACAGUGUAUAAACAAAGUGGUAAUUGGCUGCUGGUCACAAAUUUUUUGCUUAAAAAUGUUGAAUUUAGGGUCACAAUAACCACUGGUGUGAGACUUUUGUGCAGACUUUGUUUCUUAUUUUUUAAUGAAURCCUUUCAAAACAGGCUUAUAUUAAAAAAUAUUAUAAUGUGAAGAGAUUCAAACAAGCUUUUAUGUUUGAGUUUCAAAAAAGGAAAAAUGAAAGAGAGUUUUAUGUUUCUAAAUUUUGGGAGAAUUAAUGUUCUUAAUUUCAAAGGAACACCUAGAAGUUGUCAUCCGUCAGAAGAAUUGGCACAAUUUUUUUUAUUUAUUAAUUUUUUUGGAGGUUUACCAUGAAUCCUUCAGUAUAUGUUCUCUGCUGAAGCUUGCAGUGGUUAUAAUAACAUUAACCACAUAUUAUUUUUAUUCACUAGCUAGUAAUAGACCUUCAUACACCCCCAAAAUUAAAGUCGUUACUGCAGAACGUUAUAUUAUUAUUACCAGUCCCACAAUUGUUGGUGAAAAAAAAUUCAUAUGGGCAGACCAACCAAAUAUAAACUUUUGUUAAAAGAAAAGAAACAUUUUGCUUCCUCGCGAAACUCAAUGAGCUUUUGUUGGAGCAGAAGUUGGUGAUAAUGCUUGGCUAACUCUCAAAUAAGGAAUGAGGAAGUAAGGAACCGAGUGACAAAUGGAAUUCUGGGUACUUGUCCUAUUUAUGAUCAACRCAGGUUCGGAUUAUUCCAACCUUCUAGCCAAUAAUUGAUUUAUUUAUUUUAUUUUUUUCUUGGUGGGGGUUGAUUGGAACCCAUAUGAGUCAGAGAAACAUACUUUUGAGACCAGCACGUUAACAUUAACUGCCUUCAGGACUGACUCAUCGUUCUCUGUCAUUUUCAGAUGUAAGCACAGUAACCUGUUUCACAACGUGUUGCACGUUCAGAAACUAAACCUUAUGAUUGCUCCUCUCUGUAGCCGUGCACCCUCAGUUUGUCUGAAGCCAUGGAUGCAAGCUGGAAAAACUGCUUCGAAGAGGAGCUCCUCUGCCCCAUCUGUCUGAAUGUCUUCGACGAGCCGAUCCAGCUGCCGUGCAAGCACAACUUCUGCAGAGGCUGCAUCUCUGAGGCCUGGGCCAAAGAGACGGCGGCGGUCCGCUGCCCCGAGUGCAACCACGACUACAACCCGAAACCCGCGCUGGAGAAGAACUUCAAGCUCGCCAGCAUCGUGAAGCGCUUCAACGCGUUGAACGUGGAGAAAGUCCCCGCCGCGCUGCACUGUGUGCUCUGCAGACGGGGCCCCCCGCUGCCCGUGAGGAAAGUGUGUCUGCGCUGCAAGGAGCCCUGCUGCCAGACCCACGUCCAGACCCAUCUCCAGCAGCCGUGCGCCGCGCCGGGACACCUGCUGGUCGACAUCGAGGAGCUGAGCGCCUGGACCUGUCCCAGCCACGAGGAGUACAGGCUGCUGCACUGCGAGGAGGAGCAGGUGGCUCUGUGUGCGUUCUGCUGCAUCUCCCACUGCACCAACCAGAGACACACAGUGUGUGCCGUGGACCAGCAGCGAGUUCAAGUGCAGGCCGUGCUAAUGAGUCAGCAGGACAAACUGGAUCGUCGGGUUCAAAACAUUGAUGGGCAGCUCAGCAAGCUGGAGUCAGACAAGACCCUUAUGAAGGAGACCGUAUCCGAGCUGAAGGAGCGAGUCCGGGCGCAGUACCAGAAGAUGCACGCGCUGCUCGAGGCAAACCAAGCAGARGCCAUGCAGAUGUUGGAGAGCACGUUCAUCAAGUGCGUGAGGAAGAACUCCCAGCAGGUUCUGAUGCUCAACGAGAAACGGCAGGAGGCAGAAAAACUCCUGAGCUCGGUGCACACGUGCCUCCAGAGAGCGGAGAGUAUAAACUUCAUGAAGAACACGAAACCUUACCAGCUGCUAAUGGACAGGUCAAACUCACACCUAAGUGGUGCCAUCCCCCCGGUUAGGGUGGGCCAGCUCAACUCUCAGCAUUUCCUCGCCGACCUUUUAACGAGGGAGAAGAAUUUGCGAAAAAUGCUUGAAGAACCGUUCAAUGAGGCGUCUGUUCUUGAGAUAGUCCAGCCUCACAGCGGCUCUGCUGACUCCCAGCUGGGCGCAGGUUCGGGACUACAGAAGAGGAAAUACAGCGUGGCUUUCCUGGAGAGCAACACAGAAAACUCCAACUCCCAGGAUCCUUUGCUCUACAGCAGUAAAAAGACCUUCAUGACAGAUCAAACUCACCACGCGUCCUCCGUGUACUCCUCAGACGUCCUCCCCCAGAACCCUCACGCCUCCAGUCGCCUCUUGGACCCGGCAGCCCAUCACAUGGUGGGUCUGGGGUCUAGCUCAAGCCGCCACUCAGGAAACCUCUUCCCCUCCUCUCACUUUCCCGGCGGAGGUCCGUCGCAACAAGCCAUGUACGAAGGCAGGAAAGUACUGAUGUGCACUCUGAAUAACUGCUGCUGCUCCAGAGCCAACGCGGCUCGCGCCCAGCCUCCGUACCCGCCGUCGGACUCCUUCCCCUCUAUGACCUCUCAGGAGUUCCCCCCACACGGCCCGCUUCCUGCGACUCAACCGCUGCAGCAUUUCCCUAUGAGGGGGCUGAUGGAUGUGUCGCAGACCGCCCGGCACGCCGACUUCUACGGCCUGUACGGCCAAUCCUCCACCAAGCAUUACGGGACCAAGUAACCAAUCAGAAUCAGUGUUCUGUUACAGCGUCAUAACUGGUAUUAUUGUUCUCAUGCAAGCCUUUAUUUUUAUUUUAUUUCCUUUCUCUCACAAUCCGUUCUGAGUUAUUUUGUCUGUCGACAGCACUUGUAAGAACCGUUUUAAGCCCCCCGAUCACAAAAACACUAGUAAUGCUCAAAACAUGCUGUAACUUACUCUUCAUUUUAUUUAUUUUUUUCAUUUCAGUUACACUUGAAGUGCUAAUGAAACGUUUUAGUCUUAAAUCCAUUCAAGUCCUGACUAAAGAAGUGACGUAUCCRCCGUCUGGGAUCUUUGUGCCUGAAAAAAACAAAACAAAAACAAAACAAAAACAGACUGUUAAACACACUUACUGUACUUGCAAUUUCUUAGCUCUCGGGUUAUUCGCUGUUUGCGGCUGAAAUCACGCAGGGAGCCUCCCCAUGCGGUCGGAAGGCCACGCAGCUUUAGGAAAAACCCUUUGACUCCAAAUGCUUGGCAGUUUUUUCAUGUAUUUUUUAUAGAAAAAAAAUAUGAAUAUACCAAAAGAUGUUGAAUAAAUAAGGAUAUUAAAAAA